Pelodiscus sinensis (Chinese soft-shelled turtle) is the source of this 1083-nucleotide messenger RNA. The record is from RefSeq and is a predicted model, not a curated record. Lineage: Eukaryota; Metazoa; Chordata; Testudines; Trionychidae.
AUGCAUGGUAGAUUGGCCACCAGAGUACGACCCUCGGAAACACCGAUACGACCAUGGACGCGGGAGCCCCAGCUGCUGUCCCAGUGCGACGUGGUGGUGGACGUGGGGGGCGAGUACGACCCUCGGAAACACCGAUACGACCAUCACCAGAGGUCCUUUGCCCAGUCCAUGCACUGCCUGAGGCCCGACAAGCCCUGGACCACCAAGCUGAGCAGCGCGGGGCUGGUGUAUCUCCAUUUUGGCUCCCAGAUCCUGGCUGGCCUGUUGGAGCUGCAGGAGGACGACCCGGUGGUGCAGGUGCUGUAUGACAAGGUAGGGAGGCAGGAUGGGGCGGCACCACGCGCCAGGGCGGCAAAGGCCGGUUUGCCUCUGGGGAAAUCGCACUCACUCCUGCGUGAGCUCUUAUCCCUUCCUGAGUCUCGUGUCUCCCUCCCCCGGCAGGUGGACCCCAGCGGUGAGAUCCUGGUGUUCUCCCAGGGCGGCUGCCCCUGGAAGGAGCAUCUCUUCAGCCUGGAGGAGGAGCUGGGGGUGGAGAAACCCAUCAAGUUCGUGCUGUAUGCGGAUCAGGGCGGCCAGUGGCGGGUGCAGUGUGUCCCCACUGGGCCCCACACCUUCCAGAACCGGCUGCCCCUGCCGGAGGAGUGGCGCGGAGUCCGGGACGAGGCGCUUUCCCAGCUCAGCGGCAUCCCCGGCUGCGUUUUCGGCGGACUUGCGCGGAGUCAGCGAGGCGGGAGAGAGGUGCUGGGGGCCCUGCCCCUGGAGGCUGAGACGCUGGAGGCCGUGGUCUGCGCCAGUGCGGCCCGGGAGGAGUACGUGGGCCAGCCCUUGGCCCGCCUGCUCAGCGCCGGCGUUGACUUCUGCGGCGUGCACCAGAGGACCACGGACGUGGCCAUGCUGGUCACCGUGUUCUGCUGGUUUGCGGUGGUCAUCGCCUACGUGGUCUACUACGUGGCGCGGAACCAGGCCGAAACCCGCCGGCACCUGGAGUAUCUCAAGGCCCUGCCCAUCAAGCAGCCGAGUCCAGAGGACGAGGAGGAGGAGGGGGAGGAGAUGGAGGGAGAUACUCUGAGCACCAUCCUCUGA